This is a messenger RNA of Caenorhabditis elegans, 624 nucleotides long. It is a transcript of the gene Y39A1A.17, whose product is annotated as Leucine rich repeat protein. The transcript is spliced from 4 exons. Bases 1 to 624 code for a protein of 207 amino acids. NCBI's taxonomy places the organism in Eukaryota, Metazoa, Nematoda, Chromadorea, Rhabditida, Rhabditidae. The record is from RefSeq and is marked reviewed.
AUGGAUUAUAUGCUACACAUGGAAACAAUCAAAGUUCUCAGAAAACAAGAGCUUCGUUCGUUCGUGGUUGGUUGCGAGGAGAAUACUAAUCAGUAUACCGAAAAGAAUGAAAUCGAUAUCAUCAGUGUUUUGAGAAAAGGGUUAAACAACCGCUCCCAGCAAAAACUUCUUCAUCUUGGACUUAACGGACAACUUAUAUUGCGCCGUGACUGGAUUAACAAGCUUAAUAAUAUGCUUCCUUCACUACGAAGCUUUGAUAUGAGUAACAGUCAACUCGACGCCAAAGACUUCUUCAGAUUGUGCAAGAACUUCCCAAAUCUCGAGUUCUUGGACAUUAGGGAGACUGGAUUAUCAACUAUAUCAGGACUAAAUCGCUUACAAAACUUGCAAAUUUUGAAAAUGCAAAAUAUGGAGUUCCAUAAUCAUUUCGAUAUCAUUGAUCUUUUUGGUUUAACUAAAUUGAAAAUUUUGGAUGUGUCCUGCAAUAGAUACCUUAAAAAACGCAAUAUUAUCAAACUUUACAUAGAAUGUGACAUGGUGCUUCCGGAAUUGCAGCUUUUGGAUUGCAGCAUGACAGAUUUUGUUUAUUUCAUAUUUGAAGUAUUUCAGAAUUUCAGUUUUUGA